AUGACCAAUGUCACCGGCCCGCGACCACAAGGACAUCCCCAGGCGCGAUUGGGUGUUGCUGGACCCCUGGCGUGCAUGUGGCUUCCGGAUCAAGCAGACCUUUACACCGCUUAUAACGUGGAUCGGAAGUGGUCCUUGGAUAUAAUUGACUACCAGGGUCGCACGGGUACCGGUCUAUCCAACGAGCGUGUCAAACAGGAAUAUGGCAAUGAGGAAGCCAUUGAGAAAAUGCUCAUCAAGGCGUAUGUCACUGACAUCAAAUCUGAAGACGCAGACAUUGUCAUCCGAGUACCUGGACAGCCGGAGAUCAACAUGGAUGGGCAACUCGCAUCGUCCGCGUCCGCGCCAAGUACUGCACUCGUUCCUUCUCCUGAAUACCCAGGGCUAGGUGCAGGGCGCACGACUACACAGUCCCCUAGCGAGCAGGCGCGCAAGCGUGGCAUUCACAUCAACAUGGCUGGCAAGCAAGGUUCCAGAGGUGUCAAUGCCACGUUAUAA
Molecule: messenger RNA, 498 nt
Organism: Aspergillus mulundensis
Lineage: Eukaryota; Fungi; Ascomycota; Eurotiomycetes; Eurotiales; Aspergillaceae
Exons: 3
Coding region: 1-498 (165 amino acids)
Source: RefSeq, a predicted model, not a curated record